CUCUCCUUGCAACAAGUACUUUGGUCUGGGAAGCCAUAUGGUUCAUCUCGAAGUAUCGUAAGGAAAAUUGGUACUAAUUUGUCUCUGAUUCAAUGUCCAAGAGUUCAAUUUCAGCUUACCAACCAUGAAGCAGAGUGGAGUCCCAGCCACCCAGGACAGGAUGCGGUGGUGUCUUUUGCUGAUGUUGGAUGGGUAGCCCAAGAAGAAGGAGAGUGUUCAAUGCGACUAAGGACAGAAGUCAGGUCAGACCAACCCCUUCAGGAUGACUCUCCUCUGUUUGAGAACCUUCCCAGCAGGCAGGCUUCCCUAGUACACCCAUCUCAAGAGGACCCUCCCAUGAGAACGGCAGCGCUGGCCAAUGAGGAAGCCCUGCAGAAGAUCUGUGCUCUGGAAAAUGAACUGGCUGCCCUCCGGGCCCAGAUCGCCAAAAUCGUGACGCUGCAAGAGCAGCAAACACUCAUUGUCACUACAGGUGAUGUAGGGGCCCCCACCGUGUCUGCCCUGCCACCCCCUCCACCCCCGCCACCGCCACCGCCCCCACUUCCUGUAUCAGGGUCUUGCUCAAGUAGGUCUGCCAUCGAUCUGAUCAAAGAACGAAGAGAGCAACGAACUAGUGCCGGAAAGACUGUGGUUAAAACCAGUCCAAAGAAACCUGACAUCCCAAAUAUGCUAGAAAUCCUUAAAGAUAUGAACAGUGUAAAACUUCGCUCAGUGAAGAGGUCGGAGCAUGAUGUCAAGCCCAAGCCUGUGGACACUACUGACCCUGCUACCCUCAUUGCAGAGGCGCUGAAAAAGAAAUUCGCAUUUCGGUAUCAAAAUGAGGUUGAAAAAGUAACUCCAAAGUCUGAAUCAGAGACCACUUCAGAAACUGUGUUGUUUGGGCCACAUAUGUUGAAGUCUACAGGAAAAAUGAAAGCUUUAAUUGAAAAUGUUUCCAGUUCCUAA
Molecule: messenger RNA, 945 nt
Organism: Elephantulus edwardii (Cape elephant shrew)
Lineage: Eukaryota; Metazoa; Chordata; Mammalia; Macroscelidea; Macroscelididae
Gene: MTFR1
Product: mitochondrial fission regulator 1
Exons: 7
Biological process (GO): mitochondrial fission; aerobic respiration
Cellular component (GO): mitochondrion
Source: RefSeq, a predicted model, not a curated record